Messenger RNA from Sphaeramia orbicularis (orbiculate cardinalfish), 5776 nucleotides. RefSeq names its product forkhead box O3b (gene foxo3b). Gene Ontology annotation, biological process: regulation of transcription by RNA polymerase II. Gene Ontology annotation, molecular function: RNA polymerase II cis-regulatory region sequence-specific DNA binding; DNA-binding transcription factor activity, RNA polymerase II-specific. Gene Ontology annotation, cellular component: nucleus; mitochondrial matrix. The record is from RefSeq and is a predicted model, not a curated record. The transcript has 4 exons. Lineage: Eukaryota; Metazoa; Chordata; Actinopteri; Kurtiformes; Apogonidae. Bases 483 to 2474 code for a protein of 663 amino acids.
UGUGUGUGUGUGUGUGUGUGUGUGUGUGUGUGUGUGUGUGUGUGUAUGUAAGUGUGUGUGUGUAUGUAUGUGUGAAGCGCUGCGUGGGGAGCAAAUCGAGAUACAGUAGUAACCCAGAGUGAGGUGGCAGUCUUAUUCCACAUCGACACUGACUUGCCCUGCAUUCAUCGUAUCUGUGUCUUUAUCGCAGAGCGCACCUGAGGAGUGGAAGAGAAAAGAGUCAAGAUGGCAUCUGGAAGAGGCUGUGGACAAUCCGGGAUCUAGACUCUUCUGGUUUUUAGAAACACGGAGCGCAAGUGACUGGUUGUGCAAGGCGUUUAUAACUAAGUUGUCCGUGGCCCUGUUGGGACUUCGCUGGUGUGGAAUAGCAACAAAGAACGGGAGCGCGCAUUCAUGGGACGCGACUUUGACAGCUCUUCAUUUCUUGUCUUCUAACUUUAUUACCUGGACCCGGGGUGAGAUUGUGACUGGAGCAGGAGACAAUGGCUGAGGCUGCGCUCCCAGACCCACUCCCGGACUUGGACGUGGUCAUCGACCCGGACUUCGAGCCUCAGAAGCGGCCCAGGUCUUGCACCUGGCCGCUGCCAAGACCAGACUCGAACGCGGUGAAACCAGAGAGCAAUGACACAGAUAUAAUACCUGAAGAAGAGGAUGAUGAGGAGGACAGUGCCACCCCUACGGCCAUCAGCAUCAAUGGCUCCGGCGUUGCGACAGAGGACCAGAGCAGCAACAGCCCCGUGGCCGAUGGAGCGCUCUCCUCCCCCGGCCAGGAGAGCGGUGGCUCCCCGCUCUCUUCGCACUCUCCGACGGCCACCUCUGGCGCGUUGACACCCACCAGUUUGGCGACCCAGCAGACUCCGAGGAAAGCAUCAUCGCGCAGAAACGCCUGGGGAAAUCUCUCCUAUGCCGACCUGAUUACCAAAGCCAUUGAGAGCGCGCCGGACAAGAGACUGACACUGUCCCAAAUUUAUGACUGGAUGGUGAGAUCCAUCCCCUACUUCAAAGACAAAGGAGACAGUAACAGCUCUGCAGGAUGGAAGAACUCCAUUCGGCACAACCUUUCCCUCCACAGUCGUUUCAUCCGAGUCCAGAAUGAGGGAACAGGAAAGAGCUCCUGGUGGAUGAUAAACCCGGAGGGAGGAAAGGGUGGGAAGGCUCCUCGCCGCCGUGCAGUUUCCAUGGACAACAGCAACAAGUACACCAAGACUGCUCGUGGUCGUGCUGCCAAGAAGAAGGCUGCCCUUCAGGCUGCAGCUGCCGCAGCUGGAGAAGGUGGCGCAGACAGUCCUUCAGGUCUUUCUAAGUGGCCAGGGAGUCCAACAUCACGCAGCACUGAGGAGCUGGAUGCCUGGACAGACUUCCGCUCCCGCACUAACUCCAAUGCCAGCACGCUGAGUGGCCGCCUGUCACCCAUCCUGGCCAACCCUGAGCUCGAUGAGGUGCCUGAUGACGAGCCCCCUCUGUCACCUAUGCUCUACUCCAGUCCCGGCAGAGCACUGUCACCUGGCAAUGCCAACACAGUCAAUGGGAAGGCCAUGCCGACAGAACUGCCCCGUCUGGCAGAUCUCGCAGGCACCAUGAACCUGAACGAUGGACUGACUGAUGACCUGAUGGAUGAGUUGCUGGAUAACAUCAACCUGGUGCCAACCACUACUGGACAAGCCCUUUCAAAUGGUUCCUCAGGGUUCAAUUUUGGGUCCAAACCCAGUGGGCUAGGCUCACCUUCUUCCACAUCUUCUCCUUCAUCCAACACAUCCUCAAAUAGUGGAAGUAACAGCUACACUAACUCCAUCUUUGGCCCCCACACGACGGGAUCCUCUCUGCGUCCAUCCCCCAUGCAGACCAUUCAGGAGAACAAGCAGACUUCCUUUAUGUCCCGCUUUGGCAGCCAGACAUUACAAGACCUACUCAGUUCUGACAGCCACAGUGAUGUCAUGAUGACCCAAUCUGACCCACUCAUGUCACAGGCCAGCGCCGCCGCUGUCAUUUCUCAGAACUGCCGCCGUGGCCUUAUGCUCCGAAAUGAUCCUGUAAUGACCUUCGGGACCACUGGAGGAAUUCAGUGUAGUCAAGGGGAAAUGCUGCAAAGUAACAACCACAACCAGAGCUCCCUGAGGUCCUUGAAUGGAGGCCUGAGCCUCACCAAUGAGGCUAACACUCUGGCAAAUGCCAAGCAGCAUCUUCUGCUUUCACCUCUUGGAGGAAAUGGGUCCUCUUCCAUGCAGAUCGACACCUCAAUCUUCAUGAAUGGAACAGUUAGCAACAGUGGAGGAAUCUGCCAGGAUCGUUUCCCCACAGAUCUAGACCUGGACAUAUUCAAUGGCACCCUGGAGUGUGAUAUGGAGUCCAUCAUUAGGAACGACCUGAUGGACACAGAUGGUCUGGACUUUAAUUUUGAGCCUCUGGCCAGUAUGAACGGAGUCAGCAACUUCACAAGCACCAAGCAAACCUCUCAGAGCUGGGUACCCGGCUGAGAGGCUGAAGCUGGGAUGGAGCAGAGCAGGUCUGAACUGUGUAGUGCAAGAGAAGAUCAGACACAACAUCCUUUUUGCCAAACCUGCCAUCAGCACAACGUAACAUACAAACCCUGUGUUUACAGAAGAAACUUCCUCUUGAGAGCUCCAGAGAUGCUAAACAUCAGCCCUCAAACCUCCUGUGAAACAGCAACAAAAACACAAUAACAGCAAACUAUCACAACAAACUCACAAACCUUAGAAUUAUGCAAUUUUCCUUUCAGUCCCAGUCUGUUGAUAUCAGAGACAGUGCUCAUCAGAAGAGGCUUCAGGUGGAGGAUAAAGACUGCAAAGAUGGAAGGAGUACACAGUGCAGUUGUUCCCAAUGAAGAUUUAUUAAAGAAAAGAAAAAAGACAAAGUUAAACCAAGAAGUGAUGUGGUGUAAAUCUGAUCCAGUGGUUUCCUGGGAUGUGUUAUGUUGAAAAGAAACUUCCCUGUGUUUUCACUUAGUGAUUUUAAAUGUUCAGUGUUUGUUUUUGGAAUUUUCUGUUUUAUCAUAUUCAUUUUCUGCAUCCUACAUGUCUGUACAAAAUAAUCAAUGUUUUGAUGAAAAGAAAAGCUGGAAACAGAGUAAGUUACUUGCUCAUUGGUUACGCAUUCAGUACAUACAAUACACACAUUCAGACAUACAGUGACUACAAUUUUCCCAAGUUUGUAAAACCUUAGGAUGUAAAAUUAAUGCCAUGCACUUCCAGUUUUGUUCUUAUAAACUGCUUGAAUUGAACUUACUGCAGCAUCCUGAGGUUAUAUUAUAAUUAGCCGAAUACUACAAACAUAUUUUGUGUAUAACUAACUGUAAAAAAAAAAAAAAAGAGAGAGAAAAAUACUAGAGGAAGAAAACCUCCAUCAUGGAUAUUUGUACAGUGCAGGGCAGUGGAAAGUUCAAAAAGGUAGCGGAAAAUAUUUUGUCCGUCUUAGUUUUCUUAGCUUUUGGUGAGUUCUAUUGAGGUUGUUUAUCACAGCAUAUUAUGUAGCCAAAACGAAUACCUGUGUCCUAGGGUUGUGAACAUUUCCACACCAUAACAGGUGCUAUAUAAACAGUGUUGAAUCCUGUCCUGAGAGCAAGCCGUGCAUUUUGUGUUUUAAUUUUGCUUCUGUUUUUUGUUUUUUUUUUACCUAUGAACCUGCAGAAGCCCAAAGCUGCAGCCAGGUGUAGCAUGGCCAGGUUGAACCUGUAGACAGCGGCGGUAGGGCCAGGGGUUUUAGGCUCAUUCCUCUAGAAGCCAUUUGUUUCUCGAGUAAAACAAUAAGCUAUCUCUGUAUAUUGCCAAAUUACUUGAAAUAAACAGUAGGAUAUGCUGGCAGCCAAAUCACACAUGCACACACUUACACCCGUAACACAUGCACAUAGAAAAAAAUAAUACCAGGGAUCUGUGUUAAGCUCUGCUGUUUUCUUGUCAUGAGCUUGUGGGGCUUGUUAUGCAUAUAUAGAAUCACUCAGGGGGGAAAAGGGAGGCUUCCCAUUUAAGUAACAUCAAGUCAUAUUCUAAUGGUAUUUACAUAUAAAAAAAAAAAAAACAUUUCUAAGUAAAAGGAGAAAUGCUGUGUGUUGUGAACUUGUAACCUGUGAACUUUUGGCAUCAUGACAAAGACAAGGAAGGAAGACAACAUCAGGAUUAAGACUUCAUGCGGCCUGUUAUUUUUCCAUUAUAACUAUUUCUCCUUUUGUCAGACUCGUGACACACAUACACACAUCCCUCAUGGACACGUCUGGUGCUCCUGCAGGUGACAUUCUGGAUCUCCUGCAUACAUGUUAAUAUAUGUGUGUGUGUGUGUGUCCGCGUGUUUGUGCUAGUUAAGUUUAUUUCUGUUGAAUUAAUCCGUCAAGGAUGUGUAAUCCUUCACUCUCCCUUAUGGUGCAUACAGCACAGACUGUAUGCAUGUAUGUAUUUAUGCAUUAUGGAUUGUGUGAAAUGCAUACGUAUAUACUCGCUGUAUGUCCUUAUAUAUUCAUAUAGUACUUGACCCUUGGAUUUUGAGAUACCUCUUAAGGUAAAGUUGAAGAUGAAAUGAACAAUGUUACACACCAGGUAGGAGGGAACACUGUUACCAGCUAAUGAAUAAGUGAAGAGGAUUUUGAAAAUGAUGGAAAGCACCAUUGUUGUAGCAUCUGGAGACCCUGGUGCCCCUUUUCUGUCUGGGGUAAUGGCAUGAAGGGUUUGCCCCCGCUGUGUAUAAUAGUGUACAGAUGUGUGUAUAUCAUUUUGAGACCAGGCAGUAGGAGUGUGAGUGCAUGGUUGGCAAGAAUGAUCUACUGUGCUAUCUAAGGUUUAGUGCAUGACCUAGCUGUAUCCCCUCGACCUUUGCAACGGUGCCGUCCCUCAACAGAAAUUGUAAUUCAGAGAAGCUCUGUGUUUUUAGGAAUCACACAAAACACACUUUGGUCCUAAUAUUAAAAAUCAGGGCUUACAGAUCUGUGCUAGCACCAUUCUCACAAAUUAAGGGGUUCAUUAUUAUGUGUGUCUACUUCUGCAGGAGGUACAGGCAGGGAAAGCCUCCUAAUGAUCAUUAUUCUGCCUCACACUUCUUUUGUUUUAUUCCGUGUGGAGUAGGUUUACAUGCCCUUGCUCUUACUGAGCAGUUCGUUAUACCUUUGACACAGUAAGUGUCAUCUGACAUGGAACAUCUGACAUUUCAUUUGGCAGAGGGAUACCUGAGCCAUCACUUUAACUGUACUAAAUAUUAGGAGGGCUUUACUCUCUCUGUGAACAUGACUGACAAGGUGAAUCCAGGGAGCGCUAUAAUCCCUCUCUGUUUAAAGAGGGGUUACUGAUCUCUGAUAAACUGCAUAGGGAUCACAAUCACAGAGGGCUGCUCCUAAUGCUUUGUAUAUUCAGUGUAAAAUGUUCGAGGGGAUAGUUUACACUUCCACAUAACCACUGCGUCAGUCAGGCACAAAUUCACUAUUUGAAGUCAGAAGACUCUUCUUGUGCCCAACACACACCUGCAGCACAACAUAUGCAAACUUAAAGCUAAGAAAAGAAAAAAAAAAAAAACAGAAGUGACAUACCACUAGAUACCUUAAUCACCUCUUGGAUAUUUCCUUUUUGUCAUAUUUUCUUCCAUCCUUGUACAGAGUCCCAGGCCAGCUUCCCUCCAUACGCUGAACUGAACGUUGCCCUUUGAACUUCGCCCUUUAUUAAUCUUGCUUCUUCUUGACUUGAUGUUAGUGGGUAUUUUUCCUGUGUAUUCCAUUUUGAAUUGUAAUCUAGUUUGUAUAAGAAAUGGUGCGCAUGUAAAUAAAGCUUGGUGAGGCUCCACA